AUGGCUUCUUCGCGGCGUAAGGGUGUAGAUGCCCAGGGCUCCAUCGAUGCCCUUCCACCCUAUGUGCACAAUGGUGCGACCAAUCCAAAUUCGACACCGAAGUCACAGAACGCACAAGUCUCUAUAUCACAUCAGAAUCUUGUCAAGCCGGCUCUAUCUUCUUCCUCGCCGCCGCCAGUGAUCUCCUUCUCAAUCGAUGUCAAAGACUUACUCCAUGCCAAAGACGGGUCCAAACGAAAGCCGGCCUUAUAUAUUGCGUUUGCCGCCUCCCACCCAGUGCAGGCAAACGCCGUGAAAAGAUGGCUUGGUGACCACGUUAGCGUACGACAUGUGUAUACCGACGCAGAGAAGGCUGGUUGGGCCGAGUGGUGUGAGGAAAUUGACACAAAGUCUGGCUCUAUCUUCUUCCAUGACGAGCGUCCCUUAUACUGCGACUUGAAAUAUUUCUCUCGAUGUUUAGCCUCGGCCGCAGGGAUCGCUUGUUACAAUAUGUCCUUUGAGCGCCGUCAUCCCGGGGCAUACCGCUGUGCGAUUUCUAGACUCUUCCCGAGGGGCACGGCCAUUUUCAUCACAGAGAGAUCAAUUCUAAGAUAUCCCGAGGAGGCACUGCAUAUGAUGCGAUGGUUCGAGAAAUCAUCAACCGGGAAAGUUGAGAGUUGGAGAAUGUGUCUUAUGCCGAAUGCCGUGGAAUGGAUACUAAAGCGGAUACAGGGAUGUGACAGUAAGAAUGAAGAGAGGUUUGUCUUCCCCUGCCUUCGCCUAGGCUUUGCAAUAACUGAACAUAGUUACCUUGGAAUGAUCGAUGUGAUCCACAGACUACAGAUGCAGUUGUACAACUGGAACGUCAGGCGAAGAGAUGGCGACCCCGAGCAAUUCGUCACUCAAGUUCCUCGCUACGAGCAACAAGGCUUCAUCCUUCCACUACCCAACCUACCCGGAUACUCGAGCUGGGCCGACAUUGAGGAUUCCGAUUUGACCGAGGACAUGGUAAAGGCCCGCGAUAUCAUUUUGCUGGAAUAUUUCUGUGCCUGGGCGGCGACAAAGGCAGGACAAUACCGGAAAUUUCUGGUUCUGGACGAUAUACGUACCAACAAAACGCAGAACCACUCGUGGCAUAUCAAGUUUUGGGAUCCUAUCCAAUUCAAGCGCGAGAUAAGAUACUAG
Molecule: messenger RNA, 1164 nt
Organism: Capronia epimyces CBS 606.96
Lineage: Eukaryota; Fungi; Ascomycota; Eurotiomycetes; Chaetothyriales; Herpotrichiellaceae
Exons: 1
Coding region: 1-1164 (387 amino acids)
Source: RefSeq, a predicted model, not a curated record